AUGGCUUCACGAAAUCAGUUUGUCUUCGACGGCUUCGCCCCGCCUCGCUCGACCCUCCAGCGAUUCAUAUACAAUGCCUGCGAUCCUAUCGCCAACCUAGAACCCAAUCUCGCCCUGAACCUCGAGAUCGUCGAUUUGGUAAACUCCAAGAAGGGCAAUGCCCCGCGUGAGGCUGCAUUUACCAUCGUGCAGUUGAUCAACCACAGAAACCCAAACGUAUCUUUAUUGGCCUUGUCCUUACUUGACAUCUGCGUCAAAAACUGCGGCUAUCCGUUCCACCUCCAAAUCAGCACCAAGGAAUUUCUUAAUGAACUCGUCAGACGGUUUCCUGAACGGCCCCCGAUACGGCCCACUCGGGUGCAAAGCAAGAUCUUAGAAGCCAUUGAAGAAUGGCGGUCGACGAUAUGCCAAACAUCGAGGUACAAGGAGGAUUUGGGUUUUAUCAGGGAUAUGCACAGGCUUCUGUUGUAUAAGGGGUACAUGUUCCCGGAAGUGCGGAGAGAGGAUGCUGCCGUCUUGAAUCCCAGCGAUAACCUCCAGUCAGCCGAGGAGAUGGAGGAGGAAGACCGAGCGGCACAAUCGGCCAAACUCCAAGAACUGAUUCGGCGAGGACGACCUCAAGAUUUACAAGAGGCCAACAGACUUAUGAAGGUCAUGGCUGGUUAUGACACGAGGCACAAGACCGACUAUCGGGCCAAAGCAGCAGAAGAGGUCGCAAAGGUCCAACAAAAAGCCAAAAUACUGGAGGAGAUGCUCCAAAGCCAUCGACCCGGCGAUAAAUUUGGCGAUGGCGAUGUUUUCGAGGAACUGGCUGGUGCGCUUCAGAGCGCUCAUCCCAAGAUCCAAAAAAUGUGUGAGGAAGAGUCAGACGAUGCCGAAGCGGUGGCCAAGCUGCUCGAAAUCAACGACAGCAUACAUCGAACGAUUGAAAGGUACAAGCUCAUGAAAGCUGGGGACGUCGAAGGAGCCAACAGGAUCGAAAAGGGAACGUUGGGGACCACGACAGGAGUCGGCAAAAACGCAGCCAAUGAAUUGUCCUUGAUUGAUUUCGAGCCAGAACCUCCCGCAGCGCCAACAUUACCGACACAUGCAAAUGGCUCUCUUCUUGACGCCGGUCUUGCCUUAUCUCCAACACAGGCAGAACAUCGGACGGUGGAAGAUGACUUGCUAGGUUUAUCGUUGGAUGACUCGGGUGCAGGCACACUUGGAGCCAUUUCACUAGGCCCAACCACGAAUUUUUCGGCGCCUUCAGGGUCGAUCUUCUCCAACACCUCGUCCAACGUCGCUCACAGCCAGCCGGCUGUUCUGCAAACUUCGUCUCAAGCGUCACCAAAACCCAAUUAUGAUGCCUUUGCGUCACUCAUCAGUGCACUACCUUCUUCGAAACCUGCGACUCCAGUUCCUAUGGCGCAGCAGCCGCGAUCUUCAGGCCAAGCAUUCGCUGACCCAUUCGCAGCGCUGGUAUCAUCCAGCUCGCGGCCUCCGACGCCUUCAAGACAAAGCAAUCUAUCGCCACCCUUGACGCAGCCCGUCACGGGGAUGAACCAAGCCGCCUCUGCACCGGGAGAAGACGAAUGGACUUUUGAGUCGUCCUUGCCGGAACCACAGACGGUCACAGUGCUUUCAUCGCCUCUCGGGAUCGAGUUUGAAGCCCGCCGGUUGCCAGGACAGACGGUGAUCCAAAUCACGGCGCGUUUCUCCAACACGGCGGCGCAAAGAAUUAGCGGAUUGCAUUUCCAAGUGGCGGUGGAGAAGAGUUACUCAUUGCAUAUGAAGCCACAGAGCGGGCGUGAAUUGGCUCCCAAUACACGUCACUCUGUGCAGCAAGAGAUAUUGCUGAAUGGAGUGCCGGCGGGGAAAGGCAAUCAGGUUAAGAUGCGCUUCAAAGUAUCUUACGAAUUGAAUGGACAUGCGCAAGAACAGCAAGGCAAUGUUCCGCCACUAGGGGUUAGUUGA
Molecule: messenger RNA, 1956 nt
Organism: Cladophialophora psammophila CBS 110553
Lineage: Eukaryota; Fungi; Ascomycota; Eurotiomycetes; Chaetothyriales; Herpotrichiellaceae
Exons: 3
Coding region: 1-1956 (651 amino acids)
Biological process (GO): Golgi to endosome transport; Golgi to vacuole transport; protein transport to vacuole involved in ubiquitin-dependent protein catabolic process via the multivesicular body sorting pathway
Cellular component (GO): trans-Golgi network
Molecular function (GO): phosphatidylinositol binding; ubiquitin binding
Source: RefSeq, a predicted model, not a curated record